GCCUGGGGGAGAGCGAAUGACCACGGCAUGUCAGAUGUUUAUACACUCUCAGAGAAGCAGAGAAGCAGAAGUACUUCGUAGUGAAGUCGUGAUUCCCUGCUCGGAAUUCCAACGACGUCAUCGUGGUUGGUCUUGGCGGUCUUCACGAUGCUCACCUCCUCUCUACUUUACACCACCACCACCACCACCACUACUACUACUACUACUACUACUACUACUACUACUACUACUACUACUACUACUACUACUACUACUACUACUACUACUACUACUACUACUACUACUCCUCCUCACUGCAUGCUACUCUCUUCUCUACGCUCUCCGCUGUUUUUCAUCUAUCAAACACAAUGCAGUUGCUCCAUCCUGGACACUCACGGUGGUUUUCCCUUCACCACACGUCCCACAACCUCUAAAACACGCCGACAGGCAAUCGCCAUGAAGUCGACCUUCGUCCAUGGCCUGCUCGAACGUGGCAGGUAUAAAGAUAGUGAUGGCAAUCUCACCAUCAAUCUCGCCAUCCGGUGAUUUCCUCACAGCCUCCCUAUCCAAAAUGCCCCUACGGUUGCUCUGUCUUCAUGGCUGGGGAACCAGCAUCAAGAUCCUCCAGUCCCAAUUGGGUACGUCACACAGAAUCUUCUGGUAUAGUCUAUUCCAUGCUUAUCGUUCGACCCUGUAUCAGGACCCCUAAUGUCCGACCUCCGGCGAGACAAUACUGCCACUUUCCACUUCCUGGAAGGUGAAUGCGACUCUGAU
Aspergillus glaucus CBS 516.65 is the source of this 753-nucleotide messenger RNA. RefSeq lists its product as uncharacterized. The coding region runs from base 148 to 525 and encodes 125 amino acids. The record is from RefSeq and is a predicted model, not a curated record. The transcript is spliced from 3 exons. NCBI's taxonomy places the organism in Eukaryota, Fungi, Ascomycota, Eurotiomycetes, Eurotiales, Aspergillaceae.